AAGGUUAUUAACUUAUACCAGGAAUCGAGAUAAUCGAACCGGAGAGCACUGUACUCUCUUAACUAGGAUUUCGGUCUAAUUCAUUUAUAAUUAUACUCAUUUAAAGGUUCCUUUGUUAAAGUUAAUAAAGUAUGCGUGAGGGCGAAACCAAAGAUUAUUUUCAGUUGGUGCACAAAUGCUAAAAUAGGUGUAAACUUACAUAUGAUUAUAGGUGUAGACAUCAAAUUUGUUAAGAAAUAUACUAAAUUUUAAAAUUAUUAUGGGGGCAAGUCAAGCAGCGCGAACUUUUCAUGGUGAGAUCGUUAAAUUUAAUUACUAUAUUAUAGAGUUAGAUAGUCUUUGGGUAAUUUAACGAAUUAAUAUUCAAAUCUUAUGAAAAAGUUAAAUCGAUUAUUUUCAAAUUGUUUUUGUAUGUUUCUUCUCCAGAACCAAACCACCAGAUAAUGGAAAAUAGCUAUAUCACCUGCUCCAUUUCAUCAACUCCAUCUUCUUCUUUUAACUCUUUUACUUAAUAUAUUCAUUCUUGUCUAUAUAUAUAUACUUCCAGAAUUUGCUUAUCACAUAAUUCAAACAACAAUCUUGUCUUCUCUGAUCAUCCUUCUUGUUCAAUGGCAGGUCAAAAUAUACUCUCUUUCUUGGUUAUAGCUCUCUUUGUUACUUUCGCAGCUGCUGCUCGGUUUCUUGACGAAGAAGAUACAUUCCCAGCCACAACCACCCCAGGCUCAGGUCCCUUCCCUGGUCCUUUACCAGCGUCUGGCUCAAAUUCUGCUGGAACUGGUUCAGGCUCUGCAGGAACCGGUUUCGGUGCAGGAACAGGAUCAGUACCAUCAAGUGGUUCAGGUCCUACUGCCACCAGUCUCGGUGCAGGUACAGGGCCAGUCUCAUCAAGUGGUUCAGGUUCUUUGACUACUACUGGUUCUGGUCCUCUACCAAUCCCUGGCUCUGUUCCUGGUCCUUUACCGGUUGGUGGUGGUCCAGGCUCCUUGCCUGCCACUGGUCCCGGUCCUUUACCAGCUGCUGGUUCAGCCACCGGUCCUGGUGUAGGUACCGGGCAAGCCCUUGGUGGUGGUGCAGGUGCUGGUCCAGCUCUUGGCGGUGGUGGUGGUAUUGUAGGUCCUGACCACACAUUAGUGUUCUUUAUGCACGACAUACUCGGCGGUUCGAACCCCACAGCGAGAGCCGUAACCGGAGUCGUCGCAAACCCGGCUUUGAGUGGUCAACUCCCAUUCGCUAAACCCAAUGGCGCAAACCUUCCCAUAACCAACGGAGUUCCAUCUAACAACAACAACAACGGAAUCGUCAACAACAACAACGUCCCUCUUCUCGUUGGACUCGGCGGAACCACAGCCAACAUUCUCCAAAACAACGGAAAUAACGGAAACAACAACCUUUUAAACGGUCUGCCAGUGGCUAACGGCGGCCAGCUCCCGAGCGGUUCUGCUCUACAGAUGCUUAUGUUCGGAACGAUGACUGUGAUAGACGAUGAACUAACUGAAGGGCAUGAACUGGGGUCUGGUCUGCUCGGGAAAGCGCAGGGGUACUAUGUGGCGAGUGCGGUCGAUGGAACUAGCCAGACGAUGGCGUUUACUGCCAUGUUUGAGAGCGGUGGUUAUGAAGAUAGUAUAAGCUUCUUUGGUGUUCAUAGGACAGCGGCUUCGGAAUCGCAUUUAGGAGUUAUGGGAGGUACCGGGAAGUAUGUGAACGCCAGAGGGUUUGCGAUUGUGAAGACGUUUACAGGAUCUAGCGGGACGCAGCAGCAGCAGCCGCAUCAGUUCACUGAUGGACUUGAGACUGUUCUCCAGUGUACUGUUUAUCUAUCUUACUAGUUUUGCUUUGUUUUCCUCUUCUUAUGUUGGAGUUUGGGAAUGUUUGGUUGGUGCAUGUGGUUUUAUCAGUUGUAAUCUAAAUGUGAAAGAGUUGUGUAAGAAAAUAUAUGAAACUGGACUUUGUGUUUAACUUUUGUUUUUGUUUUUGUUUGUGAAGUUGAAGUUUUCAGUUCUUUCUGUUUUGCAUUUUCAAGACAACUCUCUUUAUGCAAAUGAGAGAAAAGGCUAGAGAGUUUUUCUUAUAAAAUAUAUUUAAAGAUAAACCCUUAUGCAAGAAAAAUAGUCUCCCUUGGUAUUAAUAAAAGGAAUUGCAAUAAUGUUGGUAUAUUGAAUUUGCUAGAAACUUUUAUCUUUGUUUUUGUCGAGAUAUUUAAAAGGUAUCUUUUGUUAUGAAAAUUGUAUGUUAGUUUUGUGCUUCAGUUACAUUUAAAUUAAACAUGAAACUGCUUCAAUCAAAUAAUAACAGAGAGUAACAAAGCAAUAAAGAAGCUAAACGAGACAAGAGAAUGAGACAACAAUAGCUCCAAGCUGGUUUAAUGAUGGGCUUCGGGUUUGGAAGUCUGUAACCAGUUGUUGAGACGCUCCAUAGCUGACAAGUCCACCUUUUUGGGAAAAUUAGGGUAAGUAACAGCUUUAGGUACUGGUCCCACCAUCACUCAAAGUUUAAGCCCAACUUCACAAUAACCAGAUUAUGAAAUAAUGAACUCCUGGUUCGGUAAGGCUAAUAAGAUUGUGUCAUGUCUUGUGCACAGCUACAGGAGAAGUUGGAUCACAUGUCAUGAAUUCUAAAUCACCGUUGAUUUCGUAGACGUCGUUGACUUCGUUGGCGUAUUCGAAAAUUUGAGAAUCUCCAACAUGAAACUGUUUCUCCUCAUUCCACUUGUUAUAGAAGUCACUUUUUAUCACUUUGAGUCUCCGACCUUGUAGGCUUUUCUGACAGGAAGGAUCUUUCUAGGUGUUGGUGGAGGAACCGGACGUAAAGGGUCAUGGAUGACAAUAACAUAGAUGACAAGAACUUUGAGUUUCUGUCCCAAUAUGCACUGAGCUUAGUUUGAGGUGAUGAAAUAGUGAAAACUUAGUUACUUCGUCCUUGGCUGUCCAUCCCUCAGAGUCUCCGACUUUGUAGACCCUUGCCGAGCAGUAACCCGAGAGAACCGUGAAGAUCAUCAUCAUCCAGUGGCGGAUCCAGAAACUUUUUUAAUUAGGGGCACAUAUACCUCUAUUUAAGCAAAUUUUUAAAAAUUAAUAUAUAAUAAAAUUUACUGCUAAUAAAUUACUGUAUAAUAUAUACUAAAAACUAUUUGAAGUUUUUGUAUUUUCAAAUAUUUUUUUUUAACUUUCUCAUCCCAUUUUAAAAUUAUUUUUUUACUCAAAUGAUAAUUAUUUACUCUAGUGAAUAUAACAAAAACUUAUCUACGAAAAUAUAAACUACAUAUAAAAGAUAUGUAUAUACAUUCCUAGUAAAAUGAGAUAGAUUAUUAAAAUUAAGAAAAAAUGAAAUUUAGUUGACAAAAAUAAAAUAAUUAAUCAUUUUAAAUUUAUGUAGGACCUGAAUGAUAGAAAAGUGAAAGAAAAAAAAUUGAAAUGAAGGAAAGAAACUAGAGGUAGAGUCAUAUUGGUACAGAGAAAAAGAUAUACAUGUCUCUUUGUUUGAAAACUUUGAAUAUACGCAGAUCCUAUAUAACGAAAAUAAAAAUGAAAGGGAAAAUACAAGUUCAACUGAAAACAAGGAAAAUAAAAAAAUGAAACAGGAGAAAGUUGAACCCGAGACUUUGGAUUUCAACCGAGGGAUAUCAAUGCCACUUGACCAAACAAUUCACCGUACAUAAGCUAAAACUAAAAUUAUUUAUAUUUAGUAGGGGGCACGUGCCCCCAUACCUAUCAAGCUACAUCCGCCCCUGUCAUCAUCAUCACAAACACGAAGCUGAGGAUUCUCGUUCUUGUUGCCAUUAUCAAACAAGAAAGAUCACAAGAAUGAUCGAUGAGAGAAAGUUUUGGAAGCAAAUCUUGAACUAGCAGAUCCUAUUUUCCUUUCUACUUUAUUUCCUUUCUAAUGUUCUAAACCGCUUCAAAAAAGAUACACAUCUCUAAUCUGGAAAAGGAAAGAAUCACGUUUAAAAUCCCCAAUACUUUUCUGAUCAGGUUCGAUUAUGAUUUAUAGUUUAUCUAAUUUCAUCAGAAAUCUUAUUCUUGGUUCACAAUGAAGAAAUUGAUAUCUACUUUAUUUUGGUACUAAUAAAUACACCGAUUACUAAUUUUAAUUUUGUUGUUUCCUAUUAAUUUUCGUAUAGAAUAACGAGCCAAGAAUUGUGGGCUUUUCUAUAUUUGAUAUGUUGGAUUUGGUUCAAAUCACUAAACCGAACGAGUGAAGAAAGUCAGGUAUGAUUCCGGCUCAAAACCUACAUUGCUACAUCGCACUCACUCCACGGUUAUGUUCCGGUCAAAAAUAGUGAUUGGACAAUGACACAAACAGAGAUUUGGGUACAUGCAUACCAAAAAUGGGCUAGGGGUCUUAAGUCAGAUUAUUAAGUCUUUUAGGAUCAACUAUAUAUAUAUUAAACUGUUUUAGCUAGUAUUCUUUGCUCUCAUUCCCUUCAUGGGUAUCACAGAUUGAAAUCCAUUUCCUACACAGCUUUUAGUUCUCUUGAUAUAUCAACUUUAGGCUUCAGAUAUUUUUGGCUUGGAAUCCUUUAAUUUUCAGAGCGGGUUAUGUACACAAAUAUCAUCAUUUAUCUCUAAUGCAUUAACCAACAGAGUUUUGUUCCUCCAUAAGUUUAGCUAGUAUCGUGCUUUUGUAGCAUAAACUAUUGAAACUUACAUGGUUGGCUUUUGUUUGAAGGGGUAUAGGUUCUUUUGACACUUUUGUGCAUAGUUAUAUUGUGACCAUCUUUUCACCGUUUAUCUUACUACAAAUAUUGCCAUGCAUGCAGUUUUGCACUAACACAUGCUAAGUUACAAAAAAAAUAUGGAUUGUCACUACUGUUCGUGAAAAUAAUGUUUUUGGGGGUUAUAGUGCUCAGAGACUCGCGAAAAUCCUUACUAUAUAUCUUCCACGUGACGUUUUCUGCUUGUUUUACAGAAAAUUUGCUUUUGGUGGUGUGUUAUAUACCACAAAUUCGGAGGGAUUAAAGUAAUACGAAAUAAAUUAGGUAUUCUAAAAUGGGGAUGUAGCUCAAAUGGUAGAGCGCUCGCUUUGCAUGCAAAGGUGUUGUGGGCUUGCAUAACUUCCUUAAAUAAACAGAGAAGUUCGCGACAACGAAUCAAAGAUCAUAUGGCCCUGAAGCAUACACAAAGCCCAUCAUUUUUUUUUUUGAUCAACAAGCCUAUCAAUUCAACACGUUAACAUCCCUCAAAUACUAAAGUGGAUACCGGCUAUUUCGCACUUUCGGUGUGUAUAUUAAAGAUAAGACUAGUCGUGUGAUUGCUGCUACUUAUCAUGAGUUUUUUUCUUC
This is a messenger RNA of Brassica rapa (field mustard), 5278 nucleotides long. Its product is annotated as dirigent protein 10-like. NCBI's taxonomy places the organism in Eukaryota, Viridiplantae, Streptophyta, Magnoliopsida, Brassicales, Brassicaceae. The record is from RefSeq and is a predicted model, not a curated record.